AUGAUAAAUUAUGAAAUCAGCUUACGCUUCCUCUACAGCAAACCGCAAUCUAAGCUUAUCCUCGGAAGAUUACCCCUCUUUGAGUUUAGCGUUGUUAAUCAUCCGCCAUGCUAUGCCUUGUUCAUUCAGCCUUGCGAAAUAUUUGGAACCUCCGUCCUUCUUAAUUCUCUCCAACUCACGAACCUCUCUAAGUUGCAACAACAAAAUUUAUGCUCUCAAUACUGUAUACUCACUUUUCUCAAUGGGUUGAAGCCAUCUUUCAACGAUUCAGAAGAAUCCUAG
Botrytis fragariae is the source of this 282-nucleotide messenger RNA. RefSeq lists its product as uncharacterized. The transcript has 2 exons. Lineage: Eukaryota; Fungi; Ascomycota; Leotiomycetes; Helotiales; Sclerotiniaceae. Bases 1 to 282 code for a protein of 93 amino acids. The record is from RefSeq and is a predicted model, not a curated record.